Messenger RNA from Aedes albopictus (Asian tiger mosquito), 958 nucleotides. Its product is annotated as chymotrypsin-1-like. Gene Ontology annotation, molecular function: serine-type endopeptidase activity. The coding region runs from base 51 to 836 and encodes 261 amino acids. Lineage: Eukaryota; Metazoa; Arthropoda; Insecta; Diptera; Culicidae. Gene Ontology annotation, biological process: proteolysis. The transcript is spliced from 2 exons. The record is from RefSeq and is a predicted model, not a curated record.
UCGUUCAGUAGUUUUAAAAAUCAUCUCGAAUCUUCCUACGGUCAUUAGACAUGCUAAGGUUAAGUGUAACUCUGCUCGUGGCCUGCGUGGCCUUGUGCUCCGCUGCCUCCCUCAAGCAAGGACUAACCAAGCCAGCCCAGGAUCGUUCGGGUCGUAUCGCGGGAGGAACCGUUGCCGAGACGGCUCAGUUCCCGUUCCAGGUAGCUCUGUUGACCGCAGAUGGUCUUCACUAUUGUGGCGGAUCGAUCCUUAACCAGCGAUGGGUUGUGACGGCUGGUGCGUGCGCGGUCGGAAAGACCACGGCCGAUAUCGUCGUCUUCGCUGGAAGUAACCGACUGAGCGAGGGCGGUCGGCGGCACCGUGUCGACCGGGUUGUUCUGCACCCGAACUUCGAUGUUGAGCUGUACCACAAUGACGUUGCUGUCCUGCGUGUCGUUGAGCCAUUCAUCUUCAGCGAUGAAGUUCAGCCGAUUGCUAUGCGGGCGGAGUAUGCCGAAAGUGGACUGAAUGUCACUGUAUCCGGAUUUGGACGUGAAUCGAUUUCCAACGUUGGAGACGAUCGGCUGCGCUUCGUGGAGGCUCAAGUGAUGCCUCAGGACGAGUGCCUGGCAGCGUUCGACGAGAACUACACUCCCCGGUUGGAAGACAAUACUGUGUGCACCCAGAGUGCCGAAGGAGAGGGAAUUUGUCUUGGUGACGCUGGAGGCCCGCUCGUUCACGACGGUCACCUUAUUGGAGUGGUGUCAUGGGGAAUCCCGUGCGGAAUGGGAAUGCCCGAUGUGUAUGCUCGAGUGUCUGCUCACAGGGGCUGGAUUCUGGUGCACACUUUGGUUUAGGGUUAGCGUUUGUAUGACUAGUGUAGAUCAUAGAUGAAAUAAAAAAUAAUGAUGAUGGCACAAUGUGUCUGAAACCGUUAAGAUAUCAGUACACAGAGAUUAAUAUUUGUCUAAAAAGAAAC